CGAACACGUCUCAAUAUCUUCCAGAAAGGUUCUUUCCAAGGAACACGUCUCCGCUGGUCCGCGCCAAUACUACGCAACCGAUAGGGGUACUGGUACAUGAUACUGGUAUCUUCGAGGCGGGUUCCAGUUUUUAAUGGCGGAUACGGUACGGUGCAUGUAGAGAUGUGGAGUGCAGAGUUCCAGGUCUGGAUCCGUGGCGCGUUCUACUUACUUGCUGGAGCGGAGAAAACAAACGACCAUCACUUUUAUCUAGCACUCCUCACUUUUCAGCACAACAGCAGUUGGCAGGUCACCUCUACUGAAGCAAGAAAAUUCUUUUGGCUUUGAUUCGUCAAGAUGGCAGCCCCUACCCAUCCAUUUGAAGAAGUGGGCGAUGGGGAGCCGCAUCACAUUCGCCGACAGGAGAUUCUGAAGAAGUAUCCCCAAAUCAAGGACAUGGAUGGCCAUGACACACGGACCGCCUGGGUGACACUUGCUGUGGCAGUGUUUCAAAUGUUUGUGGCCUGGACUCAUGCAAAGGCUGCAGAAGAGGGGACGUUUUGGGGUUCCAAGAAGGCAGUUUUCUUCAAUUCCUGGAUCUUCGGUGCCGUAUUCGCUCAUUGGCUUGGCCAAACCAUCCAUGAAACCGCACAUGAUUUGGCCUUCAAGAAUCGAAUUCACAACAAAAUGCUGGCCUUCUUUGCGAACCUCCCCAUGAUUCUCCCCGUCUGCGCCACCUUUCACCGAUAUCAUAUUCCCCAUCAUACCUAUCUUGGAGUUUUGGAUCGCGACACGGAUCUUCCCCACCCGAUUGAGGUUAAAUACAUUGCCGAUUACACGGUUCCAAAGUUUGCUUGGCUGCUUGGCUACUUCUACGUCUACAUUAUGCGUGGUUUGACCUUCAUCAAGCCUCCCAAACAAGAGGAAUAUCUCAACUUGGUUGUCCAAAUUAUCUUCAGUGCUGGAGUUUAUCAUACCAUGGGUGGAGUUGCCAUUUCCUAUCUGAUACUAUCAACAUUCUUUGGGCAUAGCUUGCAUCCAGUGGCGGCCCAUUUUAUUCAUGAACACUGGGUUUUCGAAGAUGGACAAGAAACAAACAGCUACUAUGGGCCUCUCAACUACGUAACUUAUAAUGUAGGCUACCACGUUGAACACCAUGACUUUAUGAACAUUCCUGGUUGGCGCCUUCCAGAGCUUCAUGCGCUUGCAUCGGAGUAUUACAAACCUCUGAAAAGCCACAAUUCAUGGGCCUAUGUACAUUAUCAUUUCAUCACUAGUUCCUUCUGCCACGUUGGAAACAGAAUGGUCAGGACACUGGAAACAUUUCGGAAAUCACGGGUUCGGCUUGCCCCGGGAAGCGGAAAACUCCCCAUUGGUAGGGGUUUGUUGUCCCCAAAGAUCAUGGGGCCCGUACCGACAGAGUCAACAAAAAUGGAUUAAUCCUUUGUUUACGCAUUCAUGGAUAAAUUACUACACGUAGCGGUACUGUAUGAUUGGAAGUCACUCAUGGUCGUGGCGUACCAUCCGUCUUGGUUGAUUUGGCAAGUAAAAAUUAUUAAUUAAACGUUUUUUCC
Molecule: messenger RNA, 1553 nt
Organism: Seminavis robusta
Lineage: Eukaryota; Bacillariophyta; Bacillariophyceae; Naviculales; Naviculaceae
Source: the annotation of a GenBank genome assembly